AUGGGUCAAUCGCAGUCUUCUAAAGUUAGUGGCGAUCAAAAUCAAAAUAUUGAAAUUGAACUUCCGGUUAAAAAGAGACAAUGCACUGACGUUAUAUGCUGUGUAUUAUUUAUUAUUUGUCUUUCCCUCCUCGGUGCUCUUGCUGGAUUCAGCUUUAUAAUGGGUGACUAUCGGAGGAUUAUUUUCCCUAAGGAUUCUCACGGCAAAAUUUGUGGACUUGAUUAUCCAGAUAAAGGGCGUUUAUUCUUUUAUAAUAUGUCCUCUUGCCUUGAUAUGUCAGAUGUCGUUCUUAAGUUUGGUUGCCCCACCGAAAAGGUAAAAUUCACUUAA
Rodentolepis nana is the source of this 330-nucleotide messenger RNA. The record is from the annotation of a GenBank genome assembly. NCBI's taxonomy places the organism in Eukaryota, Metazoa, Platyhelminthes, Cestoda, Cyclophyllidea, Hymenolepididae.